Molecule: messenger RNA, 636 nt
Organism: Closterium sp. NIES-65
Lineage: Eukaryota; Viridiplantae; Streptophyta; Zygnematophyceae; Desmidiales; Closteriaceae
Source: the annotation of a GenBank genome assembly
AUGCGGACUGCCGUCCGAACCCAAUCGGGACCAGACCCCUUUACGCGUUACAGUGUUACCAUCCCCAUGAUCCCGCUCAUCCGUUCUCUCUUCCCUUUUCUCCUCCCUCCUCUCCUCCCUUCUCUCGUCCCUUCUUUCCUCCCUCUCCUCCCUCUCUUCCUCCCUUCCGUCCACCCGCCCAUCCCUCCCACCUCUCACGUCGCCUUCACUCCUCCCCCCUCGCUCCGCCCAAUCAGCCCCCCUGCUCCUCCCCAUCCCCCGCUCGCCAGCCCCCCUUCCGCUUCCGUCCCUCCCCCACCGCCCCCCUCUUCCGCCUCUAAAUCCGCCAUCACCCCUGCCCUCCCUUCCAAAUCUCCCCCUCCCACCACCCCAAUUCCCGUCGCCGCCCCUCUCCUCCCUACCGAACCUCCCCCUCAGGCCUCCCAUUCCCGAACCUACAUCCCCCCUUCCACCCCCCCCACGGAACCGCGGCUCCCGGUCCUCUCUCCCCUCACCGCUUGCCUCCUUUCCCCCGUCCCGCGCCUCUCGUUCCGCACCUUGCAGAUGCAUCAGCGGAGUUCUUUCCCCUCCAUGCGGGCGCAUAGGCGAAUCCCUUGGCCCUCAGUCUCUCGCGGAGAUCUUCAUUUGAAACCCUAA